Molecule: messenger RNA, 1595 nt
Organism: Paramecium pentaurelia
Lineage: Eukaryota; Ciliophora; Oligohymenophorea; Peniculida; Parameciidae
Source: the annotation of a GenBank genome assembly
AUGGGAUGUGGUUGUAUUACAUCGGCUGCUGAAAACCCAAACAAAGUAUCAAAAGUAGAUGAAUUCAACAUCACAGCAAAUGAUCUUGUUGUAAAAAAGUUAGGAAAAAUAAAUAAAGAUUAUGAAAUAAUUAGACCUUCAAUAGGAAAAGGUUUGUAUAAAAUUCAUCUACCUUAUAGGUAGUUUUGGCAAGGUUUACAAAAUUAUACACAAAGUUUCAGGAGUUCAAAGAGCUGUUAAAGUAAUCAGAGCUACUUAAUUUGAUUAAGAUAAAAUUGCUCAAGAAGUGUUAAUUUUAAAAAAAAUGGUUAACAAAUAAUAUUAUAUCUAGGAUCAUCCAAAUAUCUUAAAAAUUUAUGAAUUUUAUCAAGAGGGAAACUAUAUAUCAAUUGUUACCGAAUUGUGCACUGGUGGAGAAUUAUUUGAUAAAUUAUCAAAAGGUUAGAGUUUUAGUGAAGAUAUGGCAGCCAUUACUAUGAGAUAAAUACUUUCAGCAGUUAAUUAUUGCCAUUCAAAUAAUAUAGUUCAUAGAGAUUUAAAGCCUGAAAACUUACUAUAUGAGAGCAAGGAUAAAAAUGCACUUCUUAAACUAGUUGACUUUGGUACCAGCAGCAUUAUUUAACAAAAAAUGAAAUAAAAGCUUGGAACUCCAUACUAUAUAGCCCCAGAAGUUUUAAAUGAAAGUUAUAAUGAAAAAUGUGAUGUUUGGUCUUGUGGUGUGAUACUUUAUAUCUUACUUUGUGGAUAUCCGCCAUUUUAAGGAGGCACUGAAGAAGUUUAUAUUAACUAUACUUGUAGAUGAUUAUGGUAAAAGUAAAGGAGGGAAAAUACAAUCUUGAAACUGAAGAUUGGCAGAGUAUUUCUGAAUAAGCCAAGAAUCUUAUUACUAAAAUGCUAAGAAAGUAUCUAAUCGAUCUAUUUAUAUAAAGAGAUCCUUAAUAGAGAAUUAGUGCUAACGAAGCCCUUAAUCAUCCAUGGAUCUAAAAGUUCAGUUCUGUAGUGGAUGUUUCAAAUUUAAAUAAAGUUCUAAAUAAUAUAAGAACUUUUUAAGCUGUUUGUAAGUUGUAAGAAGCCACCUGGAUAUUUAUGGUUAAUAAUCUGGCCACUUCUGAUGAAAAAGCCUCAAUUAUGAAGGCAUUUUAAGCUUUGGAUUUAAAUCAUGAUGGAUUAUUAAGUAAAGAAGAAUUGAUCAUUGGAUUUUCUUAAAUAAUGAGUGAAGAAGAAGCUGAAAAAGAGGUUUCAAGAAUAAUGAGAUUGAUAGAUAAAAAUAAUAGUUAACUUAUUGAUUAUACAGGUUGAUUUUUAUUAUUAUUUAGAAUUUCUUAUGGCAAGUACUAGCAGAACAGAAUUUCUGGAUGAAGAAAGAAUUGAGAAAGCUUUUCAAAUGUUUGAUCUUGAUAAAAGUGGUGGAAUAUCAUAAGAAGAAAUUUGUGAAGUCUUAGGUGGAGGAUCAUUGUACGAUAAAAAAGUUUGGUCAGAUUUAAUUAAGGAUGUUGAUAUCAAUGGAGAUGGAGAAGUAAUAAUUAUUAAUAAUAUUUUAGAUUUAGUUAGAUGAAUUUAGAUAAAUGAUGUUGUCGAUGAUAACAAAGGAAUGA